Messenger RNA from Cornus florida, 486 nucleotides. RefSeq lists its product as uncharacterized. Gene Ontology annotation, molecular function: nucleic acid binding. NCBI's taxonomy places the organism in Eukaryota, Viridiplantae, Streptophyta, Magnoliopsida, Cornales, Cornaceae. The transcript has a single exon. The record is from RefSeq and is a predicted model, not a curated record. Bases 1 to 486 code for a protein of 161 amino acids. Gene Ontology annotation, biological process: DNA integration.
AUGGAUUUGAUAGGGAAAGUUUAUCCACCUUCUUCUAAACAACAUUGUUUUAUCAUUGUGGCAACUGACUACUUUACCAAGUGGGUCGAAGCGGUGCCCAUGAAGUCAGUGCACCAAGAAGAUGUGAUUCAGUUUAUCAAACAACAUGUUAUUCAUAGAUUUGGGAUCCCAGAAUCAAUCACAACUGAUCGAGGUUCAGCCUUUGUCGCCCAAGAAGUGCAGGCAUUUGCAGCAGAGUACGGGAUCAAGCUCCUAAACUCAACCCCUCACUUUGCACAAGGAAAUGGUCAAGCCGAGCCGUCUAAUAAGACGCUAAAAGGCAUCAUUGAAAAAAUGGUGGAAGAUAACCCUAGGGUGUGGCAUGAACUGUUAUCAGAAGCACUUUGGGCAUAUAGGACUUCUCAACGGUCAAGCACAGGUGUGACUCCAUUCAUGCUCACCUAUGGUCAUGAUGCAGUUUUGCCUAUGGAAGUAACUGUGCGGUGA